AUGGCUGCCGACAUCAGCCAUGUGCAGCAGUUGCUGAAGUAUCUGGGUUCUGACUUCCUGGAGGCUGAGGUCCGUCAGAUCUUUCGUACGCAAGGCUGGUGGCAGGAGAAAAUCAAGGCUGCAGAGAAGUCUGCAUCCGCCGAUCGUGAAUCGGCCCCCGUUCUCCAAAAGUGUGCGGAGAAUGUGUGCCAAGCUGUCGGCGCGGAGCAGAAGUUCAUCGCUUUGCAGGCAGCAUACACUGCCUGCUUGGAGCGAGGUCCCCUGCUUCGCCCCGGUGCAACCAUGGAGUUGGAAGGCGUGAUGCUCGACCACAUCGUGGCCUUCACGGACGCAGUCUUGGCUAUGGGCCCGGAGGAACAGCAUGCCGCACACAUCGACCUCGAGAUCAUCCACAAGAUCCUCAACCACGCCGUGGGAAUGGAGGACGGCGACACGGAGCCGGGGUUGAAGUACGCGGACGCGUUGAGACGACUCAAUGCUUGGAAGGAGGAGAAUGAAGGAGUGAUACGCCAGGUGCGAUUGAAGCAGUUCCACGCAAACGUGAUGCAGGAUAGCGAUGCUUUCAGCUUCGGAAUGUUCCAGAAGAUCGUGCAGCUGUUGUCCUUCGACGAAACUUCCCCGAAUGAGUUGAAGAUACAGCUCAUUGAGCCCGUGGCUGUCAUGCUUCUGCAGCUGCACGACAAGGUCUUUGCGGAGCUCGACCUUGCCAAUGUCGAAGCGUUGGGCAAGGAGCUCAUGAGCAUGAAGAGCAUGUGUCACCGAAUGUGUUCUGCGCAGCUCCUGCCGCGCGAAUGGAUGGAGCUUCAGCUGGGUCUGGUGCAAGAGUAUGUGAACUACAGGUCCGUGACCGCACGCCUGGGUCCCGACUACAUGGAUGUGCAAGCCCAAACAGAUGUCAAGCUGAAGACUGCCAUCGCCCAAGCGCUGGGACACCUGCGCAGCUUGCAAGCUGCAGUCAAGAAGGCUGCAAAGCUCGUCGAUGCCCGCAAGGCAGGCUCUGAAGGAGAGCCAAUGCAGCCGAG
Symbiodinium necroappetens is the source of this 1022-nucleotide messenger RNA. The record is from the annotation of a GenBank genome assembly. Lineage: Eukaryota; Dinophyceae; Suessiales; Symbiodiniaceae.